This is a messenger RNA of Notodromas monacha, 3897 nucleotides long. The record is from the annotation of a GenBank genome assembly. Lineage: Eukaryota; Metazoa; Arthropoda; Ostracoda; Podocopida; Cyprididae.
AUGUCAGACGUCGAAGUCAUUGAGAUUGAUUUAGUUGAGCACAACACGCAAGCUCGGAAGAUGAACGAGCUAAUAGGGCUUCUCGGCCGGCUGGAGCAAUUCAAGAACAUCAAUUCUACGGCCCCGCUUCAGUUGGACGAGAGUGACAACGAAACUCAGAACUUCAAUCAGAUGAAUCGUGUUGAGGUUCACGAUGGGAAAAAUUCAUCGGGCGGUCCACAAAAGAGCAGAAAUAAUUAUCGUCAAAGGAAUUCAAACGCCCAGAUGCGAUCCAAAAAUUUUUCGACGCCCCCAAAUCGAUCGUCGUAUCCGCCAUGGAGUUCUGGGGUGAGAGAAUCACCUCAGAGAAUUCAAGAAAUGGAUGAUAUACCGCCUUGGAUUUCCGAUAUGAACGAAGCACCGGCGAGGAGUUUUCGGAUGAACGAAGCUCCGUUGGGGGAUUUCCCGAUGAACGAAGCUUCGACAAGGCGUUUUUCGAUGAACGAAGCUCCGUCGAGAAAUUUUGCACUGAACGAUACACCGUCAAACAUUUUUGAAAUGAACGAAGCACCGUCGAGAAAUUUUGCAUCAAAUGAAGCACCGCGGAGGAAUUUCGCGAUGAACAGUGCACAUCGGAGAAAUUUCCCGAUGAACGAAGCACCUCCGAGGAAUAUCCCGAUGAACAAAGCACCGAGGAAUUUCCCGAUGAACAAAGAACCUUCGAGGAAUUUCGCAAUAAACGAAGCCCAGCCGAGGGGUUUUGGGAUGGGCGAAAGACCGCCGAGGAAUUUUGCGACGAUCGGUGCUCCGCCGAGGAAUUUUGCGACGAUCGGUGCUCCGCCGAGGAAUUUACCGACACCUGAAGCACCAGUUUUGCGAUCGAGAUUUCCGAUGAAUGAAGUCCCGAGUCCUCCUGCGUUGUUUCCGUCGGUGGCUCGAAGUACACCUGUUGCCCCUCGUCUCGACGUACUGCCGGUUCCUAGUUCUCAACCAGCUUCCAAGACCUGGGGUGAUGCUAGGAAGUCCCAGCUGUUGAAGCGUGCAGCCUGGUACGACGUGGAAGGAGUUCACGCAUUGGACUCUUGCGGCGAUCCCGUGCCGCCGGGUAGGAAAGUCCUGUCAGCGGUUCACAGCGGUCGAGUGGAUGUUAUCCCACGCUUGAAACUCGCCGAAUCUUGGUACCAGUGUGCCCUGCAUGGAGCUGGGCGAAGUUUUCAUUCCCGGGGACCAUUCCCGGAAUUGAUUCCUCCGAUCAUACCGCAAGAUGGACUGGACGUUUUCAUGGCGGAUAAUCCGGCAGAUUUCAAGUUUUACGAGCCCUCUUUGCCGAGUAUGAGCGAAUUGCAGAUCAAUGCUGCCGACAAACCGUUGUUUGACCCAAGAUCUGUUGAGAAUUGGGAAAGUAGACCGGCUACGUUGAAGCUCAACGAAAAGCUGGCUGCGCAAAUGCGCGAAAUUGCCGCAAUUCAAGCGGUUGCUGUCGACUGUCUGAAAAAUCAAAUGAAAAACCUGGAGGAUAGUAUCAAAUCGUUUCAACAAAUCCCGAAGACUGGUUAUAUGCAGCAGAAAGCACACGCGAAGGCUCUUGAUGAGCUGGAUGGUCUCCAGCUCACGCUGGAAGAUCUCGACGUAAUGACAACCAUGGUCUGCAACCGUGCUCUGGUUUUCUUCAACACCACGUCAGUUGCGAGCAGAAAAUAUUUCUUGGACAGUUGCUCAGUUCCUCCGGCUUCGCAUCGCGCAUUACUGCAUGACAAGCACACCAAAAGCUUGUUCACGGACGCAUCUAAGUGGGUUUCCAUGUCCGAAUCACUCAGCCUCGUGCCCCAAUCGAUGAUGAUCCCUCUUCAUCAUGUCGGCGUGAAAUUAACAAAUGGAACGAUCACGGACCAGAUCGUAGAGCCCAGAAUGCGAGCGACCACGAAAAUCAGCCCGUUGCCGUUUGUUGCAAAAACUGACGGAGAAAAACUGUCUGUCGGUCAAAGCUCAGGUGAACGUGGGACGAAAACUACUUUGAAAUCUGCGCUGAAGCCGCAAGCGCACGCCGAAUCUGAACGCCAAAGUGAAGUACGUUCUAGAAAUCAACCCUCAACGCAGGAAAAGCCUGAAAGAUGUCUCAUCGCAUCGGAUGCUUCAUCUCGAAAAAACGUAAGUGGUCCUGAAGGAUGGGAUUUCCCUGGCAGUCGCAACUUGCCUUCUAGAGGCAACGCUAACAACUCGAAAACGCAGGAUGUUGAAUCUGACGUACUCGCACAAUCGACUGGUUUAUCUGUCGAAGAUGUUAGCUUUCUGCGGAGCGUUUUUAACGUUAAGGAUGCGGGCGAGAAAUCGCCCACGAAACGCAAGAAUAAUGAGGAAUCGUCUGAAGACGUUCUUUACUACCGCGACAUUUCGCCUAUUGCAUCAACUUCGAAAGAUGAUCGUCCUCGGAACGAUGAUUAUCGUCGGAAGGAUGAUAUGUACUUGAACAAAAAUCGCGGGAAUAAUGAUGGUGACUCUCAUAAGCGUGAUGUCUCGUCUUCCCGGAAGAAGUCGACUGUGGGCGACACUCGGAAUUCAGAACGUAACGUUGGUACUCAUGGUCAGUCAAUGACGCGGAUUGGAAAUCGUGGAAUGUCAGGAUCGUCGGAUUCUCCGACCAAAGCAGCAUCGAAGCACGAAUUGUUCAAAAACCCGGAUAAUCCUGCGGUUACGCAAAGAAAUGAUGUUCUCGCGAAGGUCCUUCAACAUUCUCCGCCACGACGCAACAAAUCGCCAUCUGGAGCUCGGAAGUCGCCUUCCAGGGGACGCGAGAAGUCGCCGUUUGAUGAUUUUGAAUCGACCAUCCGUCGAACGUACGGAAAUAGAGGAACUGCGACGCGAAAAGAGGUCGAAUAUGAUCGGAGCCGAAGGUCAAGUCCGCCAGCGAAGCAGAAGUCACAGCAGAAUCGGUAUGAUAGGGAUGAGGAUUCUCCCGAAGAAGUUUGUCGCAUCAUUCUUCCAGGGCGUAAAGACGGAUCGAAUAAUUCUACCAGGAAACGCUCCAGAUCACCGUAUAGCAACCCGAGUCAACCGAAAAGUCGCCGUUCCAGGUCUCCAUCGCCUAGGCGAACCUCGGAAAAUAGUAAUAACGAGGAACUGUCGAAACUCUUCGGUCUAAUGGGCAGCAUGAUACAGAGUGUGCGAGAAAAGAUGAAAGAGCCUGUACCAAACGACCUCUCUAAGCAAAUGGCGUUUUUGUUGUCGUCCAUGCAAGAUAAUCGCUGAAUUCGCCUCGGUUUUUUCUUUUUUGGCUACGUGCCGAUCGGAUUUUUUGUUCGGUGUAUCGUUCGGGACAAUGAUCAUUUGGGUUGAUUGCGAUUGACUGUGUUGCAUGCUUCUGUUUGGGUGUUGUGCGUCGCUACAUGAAUUGUUUGAUGACACUGCAAAUCAGUGAAAUUGUGUUGGGACUACAGUGGUUUCUCGGUGAAUGGACUUUCUCCGUUCCAUUGGGAAUUUCGUAAUCCAAACAGUCGAACAACUGCGUACUAUAAACUUAUGUGGAAUACGAAAACAAGGAUGCUAUUCUCAAUGAAUUGAAAAUAGCGGAACAGCUUUCGUGUGCAGUCCAUGAAAAAAUGACACUCGAAGUCGUACUUGUCGUAUUCCUAUUUUUAAUGGGCAAUCUUUUUUUCCUUAGACGAAUCUUAACCGAGUAUCUCAGUACUUCGUAGAUGUUGAAUAUGAAUCAUAGUGAAGAAAGGAAGAAACAUUGAAGGCGGAUCAAUGCAUUAUCAAGAAUAUUUGAAAAUUUUGAUUCACUUCGGAAGAUUUGCUGGUACCCAAAUAUUCCAGAGCAACUUUUGAGGGAUAAUCCUUUAUAAUGCAAUCUAUAACCCACAUCGGAGUCUGCUUUCCGAGGCGAUAAAUUGACGCGGGACUGAGUAAAUUGUGAGGAAA